Messenger RNA from Phaethon lepturus (White-tailed tropicbird), 1173 nucleotides. It is a transcript of the gene ADPRS, whose product is annotated as ADP-ribosylhydrolase like 2. The record is from RefSeq and is a predicted model, not a curated record. NCBI's taxonomy places the organism in Eukaryota, Metazoa, Chordata, Aves, Phaethontiformes, Phaethontidae. Gene Ontology annotation, cellular component: mitochondrion; nucleus. The transcript has 6 exons. Bases 1 to 900 code for a protein of 299 amino acids.
AUGACUGUGGCCAGUGAGACGCUUUCGUAUACGGAUGACACGGCCAUGAGCAGGUCGGUGGUGCAGUCCCUCCUAGCCAAGCGAGAGUUUGAUGAAGUUGAUAUGGCCAAGAGAUUCGCUGAGGAGUACAAGAAGGAACCCAACAGGGGCUAUGGGAUGGCUGUUGUCAACGUCUUCAAGAAGCUCCUGAGCCCCAAGUGCAAUGAUGUGUUUGAACCAGCAAGAACCCAGUUUAAUGGGAAAGGUUCCUACGGCAAUGGUGGUGCCAUGAGGGUUGCAGGCAUCUCACUUGUGUAUUCUGAUGUCCAGGAUGUUAAGAAGUUUGCCAAGCUGAGUGCUGAGUUAACCCAUGCCAACUCCCUGGGCUACAAUGGGGCCAUCCUGCAGGCCCUGGCAGUGCAUCUCGCCCUCCAGGGAGAACUCAGCAAGGAGACCUUCCUGGAGCAACUCAUCAGCCACAUGGAAGAUGUAGAGGCAGAUGAUAAGUCUCUUACUGAUGCCCGAGCGCUGGGAUUUGAGGAUUUACCAUUUUCAAGGCGUCUAAAGAAAAUAAAGGAAUUUUUGGAGCUCAGCAGUGUUCCCAAAGCAGAUGUAUUGUUUGAAUUAGGCAAUGGCAUUGCUGCUUUGUGGUCUGUCCCUACUGCAAUUUACUCCUUCUUGCGCUGUAUGGAAGCUGACCCAGAUAUUCCUGAUCACUACAGCAACCUGCAGAGGACCAUCAUCUACUGUAUCUCUCUGGGUGGAGACACAGACACCAUUGCUACCAUGGCAGGAGCCAUUGCAGGGGCUUAUUAUGGGGAGGAACAGAUACCCCCAAGUUGGGAGCAGAGCUGUGAAGCUUUUCAAGAGACACAGAAGCUGGCCAAUAGCUUGUAUGAACUCUACUGCCAGCGGCUCUGAGCUGCAAGGGGAGCAUGUUUUCUGAAGGCGGAGUGGGUGGUCACCUCGGCUUUUCUGUUGAGAAACCUGGUGGUGGAUCCGCACCAUCUGCAGAUGCCAGUGAGCCUCCACCUGGGAAAGCCGCCUGCUGCUGUGAGUUGAGAGCUGGAAGCACAAGCUGGUUUGGAAGAGAGGGGACAUACCCUUCCGUUACGGUUCAGCUGGGAAGUGGCUGCAUGUGGCGCCUUGAACAGUGGGUGCAUCUCCUCUGAAGUGUACAGGAGCGUCUAGUUU